UCUCACUCUGUAGCUUCUGGCCUGUGACACUAUCAAAGCUGAUGCAUGAACCAACGUGGUCAUUUUGCUCUCUGCCACCUGCAGCCGGACACCAAACUAAAGAAAUAUCUCCUGUGAUAAUGAGCCGGCACAUGUGAAUGGAAGAUCUCUGUUUCCUUGUUUUCCUCGUUGACAGUCAGUGAGCAGAAGUCUCAGAUGUAAACCAGAAUCUAUAAACAGCAAACCAGGAAGAUGAAGAACGAAAGCUGAAGAGCCUCACAGAGCUUCAAGACUGUUCUCCAGAGCAACACACCAAAUAUCUAAAGAAGAACCAAAGGUCAUCUGAUGCCAGCGUGGACGGUUUGAGGACGUCACUUCUAGGUUCAUACCACAGCGCUGACAGAAUGCUUUAAAGAGAGCGACUCCUGAACAGAGGGCUCCUUCACCAAAGACAAGAGGCUUAGUUUGAAAAUUCCCAAAGCAAAACCAAGCUCUUCACUCAAACUCGACCAAAGGUCCAGAAUCAUGGAUAUCUUCGGCGGUGCUCCUCGUGUUCUGGGCUACCCACGGCCUGUUCUGGCACAAUGUGGAGCAGAUGCAACACUGAAGUGCCAAAUCAGUGGUGACCCUCGUCCAGAUGUGAUCUGGGAACGUAAAAAUGUCCAGAUCUUGUCUGAAGGACGCCACAAGCUCUCCGAGGAGGGGAAAGUUUACCUGCUGACCAUUACUGGAGUGACCCAGCAGGAUGCUGGCCAGUACAUCUGCAAGGCUAGAAAUAGCAUCGGUGAAACCUACGCAGCAGCCUCGCUCAAAGUGGAAGGAGAGGCCCCGGCACAGGAUGGGGAGCUCAGGCAGUCCAUGCUCAAUGGCGUGAAGCAACCAGAGAAUAAUGUGAUAGAAUCUGGAGGACAGCUCAAUGGCUUCUGCACUGCACAAAAUGGAGAAAAUAGGAAAGAAAAUGGGGAGGAAGUGAACGGAGAGCACAAGUGGAACGGAACAAGAAGUGAAAAACAAGAAGAGGUUGAUCUAACAUCUGAUCAGAAACCCAGAUUCCUCAUCAAACCUUUGUCUCUGCGCGUGGAUCGGGGAGAAGAUGCUGCCUUCUCUUGCAAAAUCUGGGGGACGCCUUUGCCAGAAGUGAUCUGGGAGAAGGAUGGGAAGAAGCUGAACGACAUCUUCGAGAGUUCGCACUUCAGUGUGAGCAACCAAGAUGGCGGCUGGUUCCAGCUCAAGAUCUACAGGACACGCAUCCCAGAUAAAGGAGUCUACACCUGCAAGGCCGUCAACGGACACGGUCAGGCCUUGGCCGGUGCAGUCCUUCUGGUCGAGCCGGUACCAGAGCGAGAGGAGAGUAAAAUGUCCUCAAACGGCCACACGAACAGCCAGCGGUCACCGAGGGACCGGGCCGGGCGGCUCGGUCUGUCCAGGCUCACGGAGGAGCCGCCUGUCAACGCAUCCAAAGUCAAGAAGUUUGCAGUUGCUGAGGGGAAGCACGCCAAGUUUCGCUGCUUCGUAACAGGGAAACCAAAACCUGAGAUCAUCUGGAAGAAAGACGGGGUUCCCCUGGAGCCCGACAGACGUCACCUGAUAUUUGAGGACAGAGAGGGUUACUACACCCUGAAGGUUCUGUACUGCAAAGUGCAGGAUACGGGCCUGUAUGUGUGCGCAGCAUCCAACACUCUGGGAAACACACUGAGUGCUGUUCACCUGUCUGUCAAAGGCCCAGCUGUGCGGUUCCGACGCCCACUGAAAGACGUGGAGGUGAAGGAAAGGGAUGUAGCUGUGCUGGAGUGUGAGGUUCCUGAUGAGUCGCUGCCAGCUGCCUGGUACCUGGAGGACCAGAGGCUGAUGCCCAGCAGUAAAUAUGGGAUGGAGCAGAAAGGAACCAAACGAAGACUCACCAUCCACGACAUCGGGACAGACGAUGAUGGAGUCUACCUCUGUGAGAUGCCUGAUGGAGCGAAAAGCAUUGCCGAGCUGUCGGUUAAAGGAACCAUUGUUCGCAAACUUCCUCGGAAGCUGGAGGUCCUGGAGGGUGAGAACGCAGCAUUCUGCGUGGAGGUGGAGAGCGAUGAGAUGGAAGUCCACUGGUUCAAAGACGGCUUAAAGUUACAAGAGACACACCAAACGAUUCUCAAGUCUUUUGGCAAAACUCACAUCCUCGUCUUUGUCAACGUGGCCUAUCACGACUCGGGGGUCGUGACGUUUGUCGCAGGAAGAUCCAAGACUUCAUCACGCCUCAAGGUCAAAGCCACCAGACACUGUCCUCCUGUCUGUCCUGUGGGAGUCAGAAUGGACACAGACAGGCCCAACAGCGCUCUGCUCUCCUGGGUUCCUGCCCCAAACAGCCAGACCUCCACUCGCUCCAUUUUUGUGCUGGAGAGACAAGAAGUGGGUUCUCAGGAGUGGCAGAAAUGCUUCACCUCAGAGACGUCCACCUCAGCGGAGGUCACUGGAGACAGCGUGCCGUGCGACGGCGACUACCGCUUCCGUGUCUGUUGCAUCAACAAGUACGGCCGAAGCGGCCACGUGGAGUUUCCCAAAGUGGUCCACCUGGUCUCUGGACCCAAGAUUCUUCGUCGCCUCCAAGGCUGUGAGGUCGUUGAAGGAGAAGACGCUCGCUUCGUCAUUGAACUGUCUGCCUCCAUGGUGGGAACCUGGUUUUUGAAUAGCGCCCAACUGCAGCAUGAUGGACGAUAUUCAAUCCAACAGAGCCAAACACAGCACUCACUAGUGAUCCAUGAAACUCACACAACAGAGGACACAGCAGAGGUCACGUUCAUAGCCAACGGAGUCCGGGAUUCAGCCGUGCUCAGGGUUAAACCUGCUGAAGUCAAAUUCCGGCCUCAGUCGGAGUCGGACAGCAACAAGAAGGUGGAGGCAGGUGAUGCCAUCGUACUCUACUGUGAAGUCUCCCACCCUUCUGCAAAGGUGUCCUGGUGCAAAAAUGGCACAGAGCUGCAGAUGAAUGAAGGCCUCAGCAUCCAGUCAGAUGGGAAUAUGAGGAGGAUUGUCAUCCAGUCUGCUGAUGCAUCUCACUCUGGAGUUUACACGUGUGAAACUUCAGGUGACGCCAUCAGAUUCAGCGUGGAUGUUGCAGGUCCUCCAGUGGAGUUCAGUCCAGUCCAAGAGGAUGAGCUGCAUAAGUCCAGCAUGGAGUUGGACCCAGUGGUGCUGCUCAGCCAUGUCUCCAGAGAGGAUGCUGAAGUUGUGUGGUAUAAGGACGGCUGUGAAAUCCAGCCCAGUGACAACAUCACCGUGCAGGCAGAAGGAACCAUGAGGAGGUUAAUCAUCCGCUCAGCAGAGGCCUCAGAUGCUGGAACUUACACUUGCCAAGCAGGAAACAACAGCAUGGAGUUCACUGUCAAUGUCAGAGAACCUCCAGUGAUGAUUGUGGAGCCAAAGGAUGAUGUAGUGAUGGAGAGCUACAUCUCAGAGGAGGUCCAGCUGCAGUGUGAGUUGUCUCGCUCCAGCGGGAAGGUUCGGUGGUUCAAGGAUGGCCAGCAAGUCGAGGAAAGCAACAACCUCCAGCUGAUAUCAGAAGGUCCUUACAGGAGGUUGACCAUCGCCUGCGGCUCAGCAGAGGACGGUGGAGAGUACGUCUGUGAAACGGACGGAGACUCCGUCUUUUUCCAGCUUACAGUUACAGAGCCACCAAUAAGAAUCAUUUCUCCCAGUGACUCAGAGUUAGAAGUGACCUGUUUGGCUUCAGAGAGGCUGGAGCUCAGCUGUGAGAUUUCUCAGGCGGAUGCUGCUGUCCGGUGGUUCAGAGACAGCCUGGAGGUAGAGCAGGGUCCUAACCUAAUGCUGGAGGUGGAUGGAGUCCACCACCGGCUGGUCGUACCCUUAACUACUGUGCAUGAUGCAGGCGAGUAUGUUUGUGACACUGAGGAUGACGCUGUGGCCUUCCUGGUGACGAUCACAGAGCCACCAGUGACGCUUUCUCAUUCUAAAAACACACCCGACAAACUCCACAGUUUUGUUGGUAAACCAGUUGUUCUGGAGAUCGAGGUGUCGCGGCCAACCGCAGAAGUCAAGUGGUGGCUAAAUGGUCGACAAAUAGAGCCGAGCAGUCAUGCCGCCAUGACAGAGGAUGGUCUCCUCCGCCGUCUGACCAUCCAUGCUCCCACUCCAGAGGACUCUGGGAAAUACACCUGUGAUGCUGUUGAUGAUAAAAUUGAUUUCCAAGUCAGAAUUUCAGAGCCACCAGUGAAGAUCCUGAGAAAGUCAGAGAUCAAGACAAACCUAAAGUUCCUGAUUUCUGACGACAUGGUGCUGGAGUGUGAGCUCUCUCGAGCUAAUGCUGCCGCUAAAUGGUACAAGGAUGGCUGCCGUGUGGAGGGUGAUGAACGGUUCUGUGAAGAGGAGGAAGGUGCUUUCCGCUCGCUGGUCAUACUCAAUGCUGAACUCAGAGACUCAGGAGAGUAUUUCAUGGAUGUUGGCGAUGACAGCAUCAGUUUCCAGGUCACGGUCGACGAGCCUCCAGUGACUAUUGUAGGGAACUCAAGUGAUCCCGACUACCAGGAAAUGGUGGCAGGCGAUGACCUGAUCCUGGCCUGUGAGGUGUCCCGUCCCAGCGCCCCGGUCCAGUGGUACUGUAACGACAAACUGCUCACUAGUGACUCCCGAACCUACAUCGAGAGCUACGGGACUCUGAGGAAAAUCAUCAUCUCAUGUGUCCAGUCUUCAGACUCUGGAAAGUACGUGUGUGAUGCUGUGGACGACAAGAUGAUCAGCGUUGUCCGGAUUCAAGAGCCUCCAGUUACUUUUGUAAACAAGGAGGAUGACGUUGUGGUGACAGGUUACGAAGCAGAGAACGUAACUUUGACAAGCUAUGUGUCCAAGGAAAGUGCUCUGGUGCGCUGGAUGAAAGACUGGACACCUGUGGAAGGGGAACGCUUUCGAUCGCUCAUGGAGGGCCAUAAACGCGAGCUGAUCAUUGAGCCUUUAAGGCGCUCUGAUGCCGGCGAGUACACCUGCGAUGUCAGCACAGACCAGAUUCACUUUAGCCUGCUGGUGAAAGAAAUGAGAAUUAAGUUCACAAGGCCCCUUCAGGACACUGUGGCACAUGCUGACGGCAUGGUGACGCUUCGCUGUGAGGUGUGCAAGCCCAAAGCAGAUGUUCAGUGGCUGAAGAACGGCAUAGAAAUGGUUCCAAGCAGGAGGUUCACAAUUCGGGCAGAUGGAGUUGAGCGAAGCUUCACCAUCCACCGUUUAACCCGAGAGGAUGCAGGGGAGUACGCCUGUGAGUCCAGAGAUGACCGGACUGUUGCCAGACUGAGAGUGGAGUUGCCUCGAGUGGUUGAGUUCCUCACUGAGCUCCACAACACAACUGUGCUAGAAGGUGAAGACGCCACCUUUAAGUGUGUCGUUUCUCCUGAUGAUGUCCAGUUGGUCUGGCUCAUGGAUAACGAGCCUAUCACCAUGGGAGAUCGCUUCCAGGUGACCCAGAAUGGCCUGUGCCACACCUUGAUGAUUAAAAAGUGCCAGAUGUUGGACUGCUCAAAGAUUACCGCAGAGGCUGAGGGAAAAAUGAGUAAAGCUAGUCUCAAAGUUCAGGAGGCUCAGGUCAUGUUUACCAAGAGAACGGAGGCUGUAAUGGCAGAGGAGUUUGGUGACGCCACCCUGGAGACAGAGAUCUGCCUGGAGACAGGAGAGGUCCAGUGGAUGAGGCAGGGGGUGGUCAUCCAGUCUGGACCUCGACAUACUCUGGCCCAGAACGGCUGUAAACGCAGCCUCACCAUCCACAACCUGACCAUGUCAGACCGGGGAACCUACCGCUGUGAGACUCUUCAUGACCGGACGCAGGUCAAACUCAAUGUAGAACCCCGUAAAAUCUCCAUCCGCAAAGGCCUGACUGACCAUGAAACCUUUGAACGAGAGACUGCCACCUUCGAGGUGGAGCUCUCCCACACUGAUGUUGAGGGCAUCUGGCAGAAGGACGGCAUCCGGGUGAAGCCAAACAACCAGUGGAGGGUGAGCACCACUGGACGGGUCCACGGCCUCACCAUGUCCAGCCUCACCCUGGAGGACACCGGCACCAUCGUGUUCUCAGCUGAAGGGGUGCGCACCACAGCCAGGCUCACAGUUAAAGAGACACCAGUGUCCAUCGUGAAACCGUUGGCUGAUGUGCGUGUGGAGGAGGAACUUCCUGUCACUCUGGAGUGUGAACUCUCGAGACAAAAUGUCGAAGUCAGAUGGCUGAAGAACGGGACGGAGCUGAAGGCGGGAAAGAACUGUCGGAUCUACUCCAUGGGUCGGAAGCGGUUCUGUCAGAUCAUGCAGUGCUCUCGGGCUGAUUCUGGCUCCUACACAUGUGAUGCAGGAGAAAUCAACACUUCGUGUUCACUGGCGGUUUACGAGCAUGAGUUGGAGAUAGUGCAGGAUCUGGAGGAUCUGUACAUCCAGGAGGACCAGAAUGCCGUCUUCAUGUGUGAGGUUUCUCUGGAGGAUGUGACUGGGGAGUGGUACAAGGACGGACACAGGAUCCGGCCCACCAGUACCAUCAAGAUCCGCACUGAAGGGACCAAACACUUCCUGCUGAUGUGUAACGUUACAGCUGAAGAUGCUGGAGAAAUCCGCUUUGCAGCCAGAGAUGUUGAAUCUACUGCUUACCUUGAGGUAGAAGAACUUCCCACGUCCAUUGUAAAACCCCUGCGAGACCGAACAGCGCUGGAGAAACACCGUGUGAUCCUUGAAUGCACCGUUUCGUCACCUCGCUGCAGCGCCACAUGGUACAAAGGUAAAAAGGAGCUGGUUUCCACAGAUCGACUGGAGAUCCUGGCUGACGGCUGCUGCCAUAAGCUGGUGAUCCAGCAGGUGGUUGUCGAGGACGAGGGCACCUACAGCAUCGAGGUGGGAGAGCACACCUGCAAAGCCAAACUCAUGGUGGAAGCUCAGGCCCUUGUGAUGGUCAAGGAGCUUGAGGACGUCGAGGUGACAGAACCAGAACCAGCGUCUUUCCAGUGCGAGGUGUCUGUUGCCAUAAACAAGCCUCCGGUUUGGACUUUAAAUGGAGAAAACCUUCUGUCAGGGUCUUCAGUCCGCCUGGAGAACCACGGGACACUCCAUAAACUCACCCUGAAGAACACCAGCGUGGACAUGAGCGGGACAGUGAGCUUUACGCUGGGCAAGGCCAAGAGCAGCGCAGCGCUCAGCGUGAUGGGAAACUAGAAAGAUGAUUGUCAGAAGAAAGUGACUCUAGAGGGAAAGAAGAAGGUGAACAAAAUCGCUCAGUAGCCCUAAAACGUCUUUUUCAGUUGAUUUCAAAUUAAAGGUUUCAUUGAGUUAAGACAGAUUGAACAUGUAUAUCAGUCAAGAUAUUUGUUUUUUUUACAGUCUAGAUGAUAUUUGUUUGUCUGAUAAAGAUUUCUGCUUGACUUUGUGGCACAUUCUUGAUUUUGGUGAUAAGCUUUCAAAAUAAAACACAAACACUGAAAAGAAA
Molecule: messenger RNA, 7423 nt
Organism: Stegastes partitus (bicolor damselfish)
Lineage: Eukaryota; Metazoa; Chordata; Actinopteri; Pomacentridae
Gene: obsl1a
Product: obscurin like cytoskeletal adaptor 1a
Exons: 25
Coding region: 505-7152 (2215 amino acids)
Molecular function (GO): protein binding
Source: RefSeq, a predicted model, not a curated record